Eurytemora carolleeae is the source of this 1756-nucleotide messenger RNA. Its product is annotated as solute carrier organic anion transporter family member 2A1. NCBI's taxonomy places the organism in Eukaryota, Metazoa, Arthropoda, Copepoda, Calanoida, Temoridae. The record is from RefSeq and is a predicted model, not a curated record. Gene Ontology annotation, cellular component: membrane. Gene Ontology annotation, biological process: transmembrane transport; sodium-independent organic anion transport. Gene Ontology annotation, molecular function: protein binding.
AUCAUUUUAAAUUUUCAGACUUUCAUGUUACAGGAUUAAAUCCAUUGAACAUUAGAGGAAAGUCAAGUGACAAAAAUGUAAAAUCAGAGAAGAACAAAAGCUCUGUCAUACUUUUUAAAUAAUCUGAGCCUCAUCUACAGCCUCCGAAUGGACUUGACAACAUCCUGCGGCCUCUUCAAAUGGAGGCCAAAGUUUCUGCAGCGACUGGCCUCUAGAAAGAUGUAUGUACUGGUGUACUCUCUGUUGGGAGUAAUACAAGGAAUGGGGUACAGUUAUCUCAGUGCAUCACUAUCUACUAUAGAGAAACAGUUUGGAAUGAAGAGUACGGAGACGGCCUGGGUGUUCUCUGGGAACGAGAUCAGUCAGAUCUGCUUCAUUGUCCUCCUCCCCUUCCUCUCAAGGAUCAAGAAGAGAACCCUCUGGACAUCAGUAUCUAUGGUUUUCUCAGGAUUCGGAAUAUUUAUGUGUGCUAUCCCAUUCCUGGUAAAGGAUAAGGCUGAGUAUAGUUCGGGUUGGGAUCUACAGGGUUCAGCUCCGUCUACUCUAUGUAUACCCGGAGUCAGUUCCAAGCAACAUUGUUCUGCAAAAAAGGUGCGGGACUGGUCUGGACUUCUCACAAUAUUCUUCGGAUUCUUCAUUUCUGGGUUUGGAACAUCAUUCUACUUCUCCUUUGGGAUUCCAUUCGUAGAUGACAAUGUUCCAAAGAAAAACUCUCCAUUAAUUUUAGGAGUAAUCAGCGCGGCUAGAACCAUAGGUCCAGCCCUUGGCUCUAUCCUUGGAACAUUCUGUCUAUCAUUCUAUGUUAUUCCAGGGUUGGAUGUAGGACUUAAAGAGGGGGAUCCAGGAUGGCUUGGAGCCUGGUGGAUGGGAUUUAUCAUAAUAUCCGGACUCACUAUUUUCAUUGCUCCUUUCUUAGCUCUGUUCCCUGAGAGACUAGAGACGGAUGAGGAAACGGAUGCAGUGCGUCUGGAGAAACUAAACAAAGAACAGGAAGAUAAACCUCUGAAAGAAUACUUAACAGAAACUAAACUACGGAUUAUCAGAUUAGCUCGGAAUAAAGUUUGGGUUUACUCUAGUCUCUCAACAGUCGCUCUGCUCGCGGGAUUUAUAGGAUUUAUUACUUUUAUCCCUAAGGUUUUUGAGUUUGGAUUCCGGCAGAAAGCCUCCAGCACAGGAUCAUUCUCAGGGAUAGCAAAUGCACUGGGAACAUCAAUAGGAUUGAUCCUGAGUGGAUAUUUAAUCGGAAGAUAUAAGUUCAAAGCUCGAACUCUGCAGGCUUGGAACGUGUUUGUUGGGAUUAUUGCAAUUGUGGCAAUAUUCGCGAUUUUUCAGAUAAACUGUCCUACUGAGCUGGUUGUGUAUGAGGGAAAUUGCAGUAAUGAUUGUCUCUGUUCAGAGUCCAAGUUUGACCCUGUUUGCUCCGAAGACGGUGUAACUAUGUUCUAUUCUCCGUGUGGAGCAGGAUGCAGAAGUUCAAUCCCAAUUAAAAGCAGAGGAAAAAAGAGUAAGAAAAUAAAAAUGUACACUGAAUGUUCUUGUAUUGAACAAGCUGCCAGAGAUAUGAACGCCUCCAGAGUUGAGAAAUGGUGGGAUAAUAUAGAAGACGACGUUCCGUCUCCAAUCUCGGGAUUGAAUGCUGAAUCUGGUGGUGAAGACGGAUUAGAGGAGUUAAACCAAGUGGUUGAAGAAUCUAUCAUGAGUUCCGCUAUUGAAGGAUUCUGUCCAGCAGAUUGCAACAAAUCCUUCUAUAUUGUCA